Molecule: messenger RNA, 2422 nt
Organism: Triticum dicoccoides
Lineage: Eukaryota; Viridiplantae; Streptophyta; Magnoliopsida; Poales; Poaceae
Product: amino acid permease 4-like
Exons: 4
Coding region: 851-2233 (460 amino acids)
Source: RefSeq, a predicted model, not a curated record
CUCAAACAUAAUACUACCUAGUACUAUAUUGAGUAUAUAGGUGUACCUGAAAAUAGCUAAUAGCAUGGUACUCUGACAUCCGGGCUAACGAUUAUUGUAGCUUUGCAAAAAAAAGAAGAAGAAAAGCACUACUGACAUAAGGUACGACACUGAAUCUCAUGUGAAAUGUUGAUUCAUCGUAGCCGUGAAACCUGGGUGGGCCCUGUCGAGCCUCGUCAUGCACCAGUUCCAUUUGAUCACCUCAUGGAUUUCUUUAACCUAAAUGCGUAAAAGAGGAUUUUAUUGUCAAUUCUCCAGUGGUCGAUGGCUGAACUUUUUAUUAAGAAAGAGAGACCACUACCGAACAUUUGCAGGGGCAUGCAUCUGCUCAGCCGUGCUCGGUGGCAUGAUAGUUUCGUGAUCCACAAAGUUAUUGAAUUUCGUGCGAGGAUACACCAAGUUUUAAGUCUUAAUUUUCAAUACCUGUGAUUUUUGUUGUUCUUUUGUAUCAAGUUUCAGUAGAUGAAACUUAAUGAAAUUUUAAAAACUCAUCAAAAUGUAUUCGAAGUAGGUCUUAUUUGAAAGCCUUUGUCACAAGAAACACGAAUAUGAAAACAAAAAGUAAUUGGAUAUCCGGUUCAAAAGAUAAGAAAGAUUGAAAAUCGAAAGCCAAAAAAAAACUGUCGAUGGCCCCACCUGCAUGCCACAAAUCCCCUAUCAGAACUCUUUGUUUGUACAUAUUAAUUUCUCCUUCUCUUAGUCGGUUGGCAAAGUUUCUGCCUUUGUUUAUCUACCACUACCAUAAAACCAGCACACAGAAAGAGCAAGCAUACAAGUGUUACUUGCCUCGCUCGCUCACUCUUUUGCAGCAAUGGAGAAUCCCCGCACCGAUCCCAGGGACUACGACGACGACGGCGGCCUGAAGCGCACCGGCACGGUAUGGACGGCCACUGCACGCAUCAUCACGGCCGUGAUCGGGUCUGGCGUCCUGGCGCUGCCGUGGGCAUCGGCGCAGCUCGGCUGGGUGAUCUACCCGAUCAUGGUGCUGCUCUUCGCCGGCAUCAUCUGCUACACCUCCGCGCUGCUCUCCGACUGCUACCGAUCCGGCGACCCGAGCCACGGCGAGCGCAACUGCACAUACAUGGACACCGUCAAGGCCAGCCUAGGACGCGCACAGGUUUGGCUAUGCCAGUUUUCUGCAUACUCCAACGUCUUUGGGGUGGCCAUCGGGCAUACCAUCGCCGCCGGCAUGAGCAUGUUGGCAAUCCAGCGGAGGGCUAGCUGCUUCCAGCACAACAAGGGCCACCGCCACCCGUGCAAUUUCCCAAUCUGGCCCUAUAUGAUAACCUUCGGCGUGGCGGAGAUCUUCUUAUCGCAGAUCCCGGAGUACCAUACGUGGUGGUUCUCAUAUCUCGGCCCCGCCAUGUCCUUCACCUAUUGCUCUAUCGGCGUCGGGAUCAGCAUCGCCAAAGUCGUCGAGAACGGAGUCCUCAAGGGCGGCCUCGUCGGCAUCGGCAUGACCGCGGUGACCGCGUCCCCGAUGAGUAAGGUGUGGGGAAGCCUGGAGGCGCUGGGCGUCAUCGCCUUCGUCUACUGCUACUCAAGAAUCUUAAUCGAGAUCCAGGACACCAUCAAAGCGCCUCCUCCGCCCGAGUCCAAGGUCAUGAAGCUUGCCACCGCCAUGGGCGUCGCUGUCACCACGUUCUUAUACCUGCUCUUUGGCUUCAUGGGGUACGCCGCGCUGGGGGGCGCUACCCCAGGGAACCUGCUCGCGGGGCUCGGCUUCUACGAGCCAUACUGGGUCGUCGACAUAGCCAACGUGGCAAUCAUCGUCCACCUCGCCGUCGCUUACCAGGUCUACUGCCGGCCCAUCUACGACUUCGUCGAGAGGUGCGCCGCGCGUAGGUGGCCGGAGUCGUCCUACGUCACAAGGGAGUUCGACGUGCUCGUCUUGAGGUCGUCGUACAAGCUGAACCUAUUCCGAGCUACGUGGCGGACCGCGUUCGUGGUCACCACCACGGUGGUGGCGGCGCUGCUGCCCUUCUUCCACGACGUGGUGGCGCUCGUCGGCGCACUGGGGUUCUGGCCGUUGUGUGUCUACAUCCCAGUGGAGAUGUACGUGACCCAGAAGAAGGUGCUUAGGUGGAGCCCCCUGUGGGUGUGGCUGCAGAUCCUCAGCCUCGGCUGCCUCUUCGUCUGCUUGGCCGCCAUGGCCGCGUCCAUCGUCGGUAUCAUCACUAUUCAUAAGAAGUAAUAUUUGGGUGUGCAGGGUGAUACUGAUACUAGGGUUCUUAUCUUGCUGAGGGUGUAAUGUUAGGAUUUGGCUUGCUAUGUACGGCUCUUGUAAACCGGAUCCUCUUAGACUGGCUGCAACGGUAGCAUCUUGUGCUCGACUAGCCAGCAAGUGAGUUUGUUAAACUUUUUCUUUUUCUUAUUGUCGAAA